CGCGGCGCUAGAGUAUAGUCUGCCUGGUUCAAAGGCUAGCGACAUGGCGGAACAAAUUUACUCGAAGAUGGAAAAUGAUGUCGGGAAAAUCCCAGAAAUCAAUGAUAUUAACGGAGUUAAACCGACAAUUCCUCUUGAUUUGUCAAAGUUGUCAGAGAAAGAAAGAUGGAAGAUAGAGCAUCAGCGAUUACAUGAGAAGCACAAAGGUCACGAGGCCAUGCAUGCAGAGAUGAUCCUGAUUCUGAUUGCCACGCUGGUGGUGGCACAGGUUCUGCUUGUCCAAUGGAAAACCAGACAUUUCAAAUCGUACCAGAUCGCUACAUUGGUAGGUAUGUGGGCCAUACCGGUAUACUUCUGUGUGACUCUUCACUGGUGGCGAUUCCUGAUCAUCUGGACCAUCUUCUCUCUCAUUACUGCCUUCAUAUCGUACAGAGCUACCCGCAACCCCUUACCGGGAUCAACUCCAAGGCUAGUGUACAAAUGGUUCUACACAAUCUACAAGAUCAGUUACGGUCUUGGGGUGUGCGGCUACACCGUCAUCAUGUGCACCUUCCUGAACCUCAACCUGCUUUUCCUGAUCAAAACCGACAAGUCUAUGGACUUUGGUCUGGUGCUGCUCUUCUACGGACUCUACUAUGGGGUACUGGGACGGGACUUUGCUGAAAUCUGCUCCGAACAGAUGGCGGCACGGAUAGGAUACUACACAAAAACAGGGUUGCCAGGCCGAGCCCUAGAAGACAAUAUCUGUGCCGUCUGUGGUCAGAAGAUUUACAUACCUGAUGAGGACGAGGAAGUGGCGGAACGAGUCUAUGAGCUGACCUGCAAACACAGGUUCCAUGAGUUCUGCAUACGAGGCUGGUGCAUCGUAGGGAAGAGGCAAAUUUGUCCCUACUGCAAGGAGAAAGUCGACCUCAAAAGAAUGUUCAAAAACCCCUGGGAGCGCCCUCACGUCAUGUUCGGUCAACUGCUUGACUGGAUCCGCUACCUCGUUGCCUGGCAACCAGUCAUAUUCUUAAUCGUACAAGGCAUCAACUAUGUAUUAGGGUUAGAAUGACGACACAUUAUGAUAUACACACUGUAGGAUUUGUACUUCCAUAUAAAGUACUUUUUGAUCUCGACUUUUUGAACCUACUUUGCAAGUCCUCCACUUUCAAUCCAGUCUUUUUUUGUCAUAUUUACUGAACACAGUACAUGUAUGUCACUCCAACUCACUUGAUCACUUGACUCUCUGACAAAUGCUCAAAAUUUUGUGUUGAUGGUCUGGUCCCAUUUUUCAUUAUUUAAAACUUUAACCCUAACUCCCUAACAUGAUUUACUAGGGACCAUACCCAUCCGGGCAAAUUCCAACACCAUAUGGGAAACUGCACAUACAUAUUUCUGACUGAUUCUGGAGGUGUGCCAACCCAAUGUAAAAGACAUUCAGUCAGUUUAGGGGUACUGUACCCAUCCUGACAGAUUCCAACAAAACAUGCCAUUGGGGUUUGAUUGGCGAUUUCUGUUAGGGUUAAAGAGUGUAUUUAUAUUGGUUUUGCUUUCAGUGGUUGUAGUUAAAUGUUAUUUACCCUUUUCCCCAAACUCUUUCCUGAAAAAAGUUAACGUUUGUUGAUUUCGAAAAUAAAGGCAUGUUUUAUUAUCUAAAUAAUAUCUGAGCUUUGAAUUUGUUUUGCCCAUUGCUGGGGCACCAUCGUCAGUAAAUAAGAACACUGAGAAAAAUAUCUCAACCCGUGGGCCUUAAACCCAACAUGUUGGAGCAGGGCACCGGGGAAGGGGAAAACAACUAAAAGGUUCAUUAAGAGGUUGGAAUAGACAGAACACAUGACGUAACGUUUUGUUUACAUGUGUGCUUUCACCACCUAUAACAUUAACAUGCGCGACGUCAUUAUGUUUCAGGACUAUUGUCUGUAUAUUACACAGUAGGUUGGUUAAGAGCUGUGUAACUUUGUUGUUUUGUCGCUCAAGUAAUUCAACAUAUAUUAAAGAGCGUUUGUACAGUUUAAAUAAACUGCCUUUCAAGUUAA
Messenger RNA from Patiria miniata (bat star), 2018 nucleotides. RefSeq names its product RING finger protein 121-like. Gene Ontology annotation, cellular component: endoplasmic reticulum membrane; Golgi membrane. Bases 44 to 1054 code for a protein of 336 amino acids. The transcript has 8 exons. The record is from RefSeq and is a predicted model, not a curated record. Lineage: Eukaryota; Metazoa; Echinodermata; Asteroidea; Valvatida; Asterinidae. Gene Ontology annotation, molecular function: metal ion binding; ubiquitin protein ligase activity.